This is a messenger RNA of Cajanus cajan (pigeon pea), 2596 nucleotides long. RefSeq names its product phosphoribosylaminoimidazole carboxylase, putative / AIR carboxylase. NCBI's taxonomy places the organism in Eukaryota, Viridiplantae, Streptophyta, Magnoliopsida, Fabales, Fabaceae. Gene Ontology annotation, cellular component: chloroplast. The record is from RefSeq and is a predicted model, not a curated record. Gene Ontology annotation, biological process: 'de novo' IMP biosynthetic process. Gene Ontology annotation, molecular function: phosphoribosylaminoimidazole carboxylase activity; metal ion binding; ATP binding.
AAACUGUGAUUUGAUUUCAGCAGCUAAGAACUAAGAAGAGCUUCGUUUUCGUGAGAACUACGUAUAUCCGUCGAGUAGUGGUUCCUGCUUUGGUCCUCUUCCUCUCUCCACCCAUUUUUCUCAGCCAAGAGCUACCGCGGCAUUGAUGUUGUUGAGGACAACGAAAGCAGGGCGGGAAGGGACGGAAUCGUUCAUUUUUGCCAUUGUCACCCAAGACAAGGCACACGGACUAGGAAGGUGUUUGCUGCGAAAACUGAGGUUUGAAUAUGCUUCACAGUGCGCGCGUAGUGUUGUCAGGGCACACUAGCGUCUCAGCUUUUGCCUUCAAACCUUGUAUUCCCUCUAUUAAGACAACCCCUUCACUUGGUUUCUACAUGGAGCAAUCUCUUCCUUUGAAGCUAAAGCAGUGUCAUCAGCCUCACCUCGUUUGUCAGGCUACAACACAGGAUGCUGCAGUUUCUCUAAGUAAUGAUGAGUCACCUGUUCAUGGACUAUCUGAAGUGGUUGUUGGGGUUCUCGGAGGAGGGCAACUUGGUCGUAUGAUGUGCCAAGCUGCUUCUCAGAUGGCCAUUAAAGUUGUGGUUUUGGAUCCACAGGAGAACUGCCCGGCUAGUUCCUUCUCAUAUCAUCAUAUGGUUGGAAGCUUUGAUGACAGCGCUACAGUUGAGGAAUUUGCCAAGAGAUGUGGAGUAUUGACUGUUGAAAUUGAGCAUGUUGAUGUUGAUACAUUGGAAAAACUUGAGAAACAAGGGGUUGACUGCCAGCCCAAAGCCUCUACAAUACGAAUUAUUCAGGAUAAGUAUCAGCAAAAGGUUCACUUCUCUAAACAUGGCAUUCCGCUUCCUGAAUUUAUGAAGAUAGAUGAUCUUGAAGGUGCUAGGAAAGUUGGGGAACUCUUUGGAUAUCCCCUUAUGCUCAAGAGUAGGAGAUUAGCUUAUGAUGGGCGAGGGAAUGUUGUUGCAAAAAGUGAAGAGGAACUUCCUUCUGCUGUGGCUGCUCUUGGAGGAUUCAACCGUGGUUUAUAUGCUGAAAAAUGGGCCCCUUUUGUCAAGGAACUAGCUGUCAUUGUGGCAAGAGGAAGAGACAAUUCAAUUUCAUGCUAUCCUGUUGUUGAAACCAUUCACAGGGACAACAUAUGUCACAUAGUUAAGGCUCCUGCUAAUGUGAAAUGGAAGACUAGGGAGCAUGCCACUGAAGUUGCUUUCAAUGCUGUUAGCUCUCUAGAAGGUGCUGGUGUGUUUGCAGUUGAAUUGUUCUUGACCAAGGAUGGUCAGAUUUUAUUAAAUGAAGUAGCACCUAGACCUCAUAAUAGUGGGCAUCACACAAUUGAAUCAUGUUAUACCUCGCAAUAUGAGCAACAUUUGCGGGCUGUCGUUGGUCUUCCACUUGGUGAUGCAUCAUUGAAAGUUCCAGCCGCUAUCAUGUACAAUAUAUUAGGGGAAGAAGAGGGGGAGCUUGGUUUUCGAUUAGCUCAUCAAUUGAUCCAAAGGGCAUUGACCAUCCCUGGGGCUACUAUUCAUUGGUAUGAUAAGCCAGAAAUGAGAAAGCAACGGAAGAUGGGCCAUAUAACAAUUGUUGGGCCUUCCCUUAGCAAUAUUGAGAGCAAUCUUGCAAUUGUUGUGGAAGGGAAAAAAUUAGAUGACACACCUGCAGUUGCUCCGCGUGUGGGGAUCAUAAUGGGUUCUGAUUCAGAUCUGCCUGUUAUGAAAAGUGCUGCUGAAAUCUUGGAGUUGUUUGGUGUGCCUCACGAGGUAAGAAUAGUUUCAGCCCACCGGACUCCAGAAUUGAUGUUUUCUUAUGCCUCAUCUGCUCAUGAACGAGGAAUACAAGUCAUUAUUGCUGGUGCCGGUGGUGCAGCUCACUUGCCUGGUAUGGUUGCUGCUCUUACUCCUUUGCCUGUUAUUGGUGUUCCUGUGCGUGCUUCUAACCUGGAUGGACUUGAUUCACUCUUGUCAAUUGUCCAGAUGCCGAGAGGUGUCCCGGUUGCCACUGUCGCAGUUAAUAAUGCAACUAAUGCUGGAUUGCUGGCAGUGAGGAUGUUGGGUGUUGCCAAUGAGGAUCUUCUGUCAAGGAUGAGUCAAUAUCAAGAGGACCAAAAAGAAAUCGUCUUGAGCAAAGGAGAUAAAUUAUCAAAACAUGGUUGGGAAUCCUACUUAAACACCAGUUAGUUAUCCCCAUUAAUUUGGUGAUUCUUUUUUAGGCUCAUUUCUCAUUUUUGGUCAACUAAAAAAUUUUGAUAGACAAGAUCUCAUAUGGAGAGUGUUUAGACCAUGGGUAUCAAUAAGUAGGUUGAGAAUCAUUGGAGCUAUAUAUUUUGUUACCUAAAUCAACAGAUUUUCUAUUUUCUACUGCUAAAAUAUAGCAAGAGAAAGAAUUGUAUAAUCUGGAAGAGAAGUGUUGUAUUCAUAUUUAUAUUGACUGUUAUCAAAAUAAGUCCUUGCCUGUGCCUUGGGAUAGAUUUGACCAGUUAGAAAGCUAAUGAUGAGCCAAAAUGUACAACUUGUAUUUUAUUUGGUUGCUAGAUGAUAAAGUUGUGUGGCACAAUGGGAUUACACUCGUUUAAUUGAGAACAAAUUUUGGUUUUUUGUUUUUUCUU